Messenger RNA from Rhinocladiella mackenziei CBS 650.93, 1620 nucleotides. RefSeq lists its product as uncharacterized. The record is from RefSeq and is a predicted model, not a curated record. NCBI's taxonomy places the organism in Eukaryota, Fungi, Ascomycota, Eurotiomycetes, Chaetothyriales, Herpotrichiellaceae. The coding region runs from base 1 to 1620 and encodes 539 amino acids. The transcript is spliced from 2 exons.
AUGGCCACCAACCAGUCGGCGACGCCUGGUUUCUGGAGGUAUCUGAUCAAUCCAGACAAGAGCGCAUCACCGCAACUUGAAACUCUAUGUCUAGGGCUCGCCAAAAUUAUUUCAACCUUCGAACCCGGGCCCCCCGAUGGCGAACUCACGCCGCAACGUCUGGCUGCUUUCUACAGAGCCGUGGGCGGCAACUAUGACUCCCUUUUCCUCAGGACCUCCGACCACGCCCUCUCUUUCAUGUACCAAACACUUGGGUGUUUUCACAGCCUCCAACCCACCUCCAGCCCUUUUGAAACGCCCAGAAUUCCAUGUCUAACUCCGACCGGCUUCGCGCGUUGGCAAACCAUCCAGAUACUUCUCUGUCCUGACGAAAACGUCGGCUUUAUGCAAAAAGCUGUACAGAGGUGGAAUGUUCUCAUGCCCACUGGCGGGACAUUUCCAAACUAUAUCCCCAAGGAGGUCUUCCCCGACAGACCCGAUGCAGAGAUGGAAAGAUGGCACAAGAUGGUUACCGGCCAAUUGAACCAAAAGAACUAUAACAUGCGGCGCAUUAAGAAUUCUCCUCAAUCUCCACAUCCUGAGGCUUCCGAUCGACGAGAUGGAUAUUUCUCUAACGGUCAGCUGGGCAGACCUGCUCGACCUUCGCGAAGCAGCUCCCGCGACGAUCAAGUUCACGUGGAUCUCUAUCGGAGACGAAGCAGCGUUCCCGAUUUUCCAUCACCUUCGGGGGAGAGAGGUUCACAUUGGGACCCAAGAAAUCACCAUGAGGCACGGAAAACCCGAAGCCAUUCUGCCCAGCGACCACCACUUCAACCAGGUCGUCAGCGGUCUCACACCAGCUCAGGGCCCCCAUCGGGUCGUUCUUAUAAGGGCCCAUCGAAUAGCCCGCCUUCAAAGCAAAGGAGGGAUGGGCCCUCAACAGACCAAUACGGGAAACGAUUAUCCGCUCAUAACAUUCACUACCGGUCUCCCGCACGCACUCCUUCAACCGUGGAUGAAGACACAGGGAGUGAAGCCAGCUCGGAAACCUCUCAAAGGGACCGCCGGCAUCGCACUUCCGACGAAGAUCGAAGAAGCCGACGUUCUUCCUUAUGGGUGCCCCCAUUUAUGAGGUCACACAAACGUCGUCAUUCAUCUGAUGCGAGUUACCGUACUCCUGGAGGUAAACCGCCACAGCCUCUGCGGCCUGAGUACUACCCCCCGCGUGCAAUCAAUUCUCCUCCACAGCUGCAGCAACCGUCUCACCGAGGAAGCGGCGCUCCUCAAUAUCGUGACACAGUCUGGGAUAGUGAUCCCGUCAACUCAACACCUGCAACACCGACCCUGGCACAAGCACAGGCACAGGCUGACCCGCGUGCUCCAACUAUCCGUUAUCCAGACCAGAGUAACUUGGAACCAUUGACGAGAGAAAGCAGUGGUAGUGGUACAGAGCAAAGACAUCGUUCAUCGGACUGGGAGAGAGGAGGUGCACAGAGACGGCAAGGUCCAGGCGCACCAUCCAGAGUUGCCACCCUGACGGGAGUCCAUGGAAGAAAAUAUCCCACUGCCGACCCUCUGAGUCCGAUUGAACGCCAACGAAGUCAUGCUUCUUCCCGUGGUGGUGUUCCGGCUAUGGUCUGA